Messenger RNA from Cladophialophora immunda, 816 nucleotides. RefSeq lists its product as uncharacterized. Bases 1 to 816 code for a protein of 271 amino acids. The transcript has 2 exons. Lineage: Eukaryota; Fungi; Ascomycota; Eurotiomycetes; Chaetothyriales; Herpotrichiellaceae. The record is from RefSeq and is a predicted model, not a curated record.
AUGACGAGGCAAAUCCCACGACCUCGCUGGACUGGUGGCGACAGUCGUUCAAGCGCUUGGUUUGGCCUGGCCAGGCUGUGCAUGCACGACGAGUACAUGCGAGUCGAAGCUAUUCGCAGGAGCAGACGAGACCGCGCAUGUGCCACACUACUAACUCAAAUAGAUAUCGAAGCUGUCGCUGCCAACACGUCUGGUGGUGAUCGAGAGGUAGUCGAGAAUGAACCAGCAAAGGAGGAGGUCAUAGACGAAGAAGAACCGCAUGCAGGGGAGGCUGAAGAAGAAGUUGAAGAUGUACAGGAUCCCACAGCUGUUGAAUCUGCAGAUAUCGAGAAAGCAACAGAGAACAAUGGAGCAGAAGCUCGAGAAUCUGGGGGAAACCAGGGCUCAAACAACCCAGUCAUUUCUCCGGCACACUCUGCAACCCAUUCCGACAGGGUAAGCAACGUGAGGUCCCAUGCCAGAUCUGAUCAACCCAGAACUGGUUGUCAAGCUCAAGAAACUGCGCCUUCCCCUCAGCGCUCGAAGGCUCCGUCAGUAAGGACGACAAAGAGCCAGAAAACCGCCGCUGCUCAAUCUGAAGAAGUUGACCGAGAAUCACAGCGCCCACCUUCCUCUCGCCGCAUGUCAGCAGCCUCUUCAGGGCCGUCCAAGCAUGCGAAAAUCAUCGCUCCACAGCAGAAUACUGAAAAUAACCAUCAAGAUCCGCGCCAGGUCUCGUCUCCGCGCCCAUCCACUCAAGCACAGUCAAACGACUGCCCUUACAUCUAUCUCGCGAAGACUGCAGGGCCAGCCAUCACCUCCGACACCGUCGUGUGA